UGUGAAACAGCAAAACCACGACAAUUAUAAAAGGCAACUUCUGGUUGUCCAUGUCAUCAUCCUCAACCUCUCCGAGAGAGAACCAGAAACUGAGAACGCAAAAGGAAGAAAAACGCGUGUUUGGGUUAUCUCUCUCUCUUGAAUUUGGCGCGUUCAAUCCUUUCAAAAGUCUUCAUUUCUGGAUUUUUGGUUGAAGAUGCGACGCUCUUCUGCAUCCAAAAAGACGGGUCAAUCCUAUUCCACUCCCACCGCCACCGAUCUCUUCCGCUCCGCUUCAAGUAAAGCAAGCUCGAAGGAAUCUGAACGAAUUGAUAGUUUAUUCUAUUCAUUUGCUAAUGGGUCAACCGGGAUGAUUGACCCAGAGGGAAUCGAAACACUUUGUGCUGCUAUGGAGGUUAAUCAUACAGAUGUGAGGGUUUUGAUGCUUGCAUGGAAAAUGAAAGCUGAGGAGCAAGGAUAUUUUACAUUGGACGAGUGGAGGAGAGGCUUAAAAGCAUUGAGGGCCGAUACAAUUAGUAAAUUGAGGAAGGCACUUUCAGACCUAGAAAAGGAGGUCAGCAGGCCAUCAAACUUUGCAGAUUUCUAUUCAUAUGCUUUCCAAUAUUGUUUAACAGAGGAGAAACAGAAAAGCAUUGAUAUAGAGAGUAUUUGUGAGUUACUUACUCUUGUUUUGGGUUCAACAUUUCCGCCCCAAGUCAACUCAUUUGUGGAAUAUUUGAAGACUCAAAAUGAUUACAAGGUCAUAAACAUGGAUCAAUGGAUGGGAUUUUUCCGCUUUUGCAAUGAGAUAAGUUAUCCAGCCCUUGAUGACUAUGAUCCUGAGCUUGCCUGGCCCUUGAUCCUGGACAAUUUCGUUGAAUGGGUGCGAGAAAAGGAAAAAAUAAUCUGAUAAGCCAUUUGAUUCUCUCUAUCUGCAAUCAUAGCGCUUGGCGACAGCUAAAUCAGACAGACAAUAUAUAGUGAUGCGUUGUGGCUGGUUUAUUGUACUUAUUAAAUUAUUGUUUCUUAUUUUUGGCAUUUUAAACACAAACCAUUGUUAAUUUUUAAAUUUUCCAUUAUAUGCUAUAUAGGAGCAGUUGAGGCUA
Molecule: messenger RNA, 1085 nt
Organism: Vigna angularis (adzuki bean)
Lineage: Eukaryota; Viridiplantae; Streptophyta; Magnoliopsida; Fabales; Fabaceae
Exons: 10
Coding region: 197-889 (230 amino acids)
Biological process (GO): positive regulation of ubiquitin-protein transferase activity; protein neddylation
Cellular component (GO): ubiquitin ligase complex
Molecular function (GO): cullin family protein binding; ubiquitin-like protein binding; ubiquitin conjugating enzyme binding
Source: RefSeq, a predicted model, not a curated record